Molecule: messenger RNA, 1242 nt
Organism: Rana temporaria (common frog)
Lineage: Eukaryota; Metazoa; Chordata; Amphibia; Anura; Ranidae
Product: zinc finger protein 84-like
Exons: 3
Coding region: 1-1242 (413 amino acids)
Source: RefSeq, a predicted model, not a curated record
AUGGUUGGCACCGGGGAGAGGCCAUUUUCAUGUUCUUAUUGCAGAAGAACUUUUAGAAGAGAGGGAAAUCUUAUCAAACACCAGCAAGUCCACAAAGGAGAGAAGUCAUUUCAAUGCUCUGAAUGCAGCAAAGUUUUUCCAUGGAAAGCAAAACUUAUCAAACACCAGAUGACUCACAUUGAAGAGAAGCCAUAUCAAUGUUCUGAGUGUGACAACGCUUUUAGACUGGAGAAGCAUCUUACCAUACACCUGAUGAGUCACACUGGAGAGAAGCCAUUUCAGUGUUCUGAAUCUUUUAAACAGAGGUAUCACCUUAUCAAGCAUGAGAGGGUCCACACUGGAGAGACUCCAUAUCAGUGUUCUGAGUGUAGCAAAGCUUUUCCAUUCAAGUCAUAUCUUAUCAGCCACCAGAUGACUCACACUGGAUUGAAGCCAUAUCAGUGUUCCAAAUGUGACAAAGCUUUUACAGUAAAGUCAACACUUAUUAUGCACCAGAGGAGUCACACUGGAGAGAAGCCAUACCAAUGUUCUAAAUGUGACAAAGCUUUUACAUCAAAGUCAUAUCUUAUCAUCCACCAGAUGAAUCACACUGGAGAGAGGCCAUAUCAGUGUUCUGAAUGUGACAAAGCUUUUACAGUGAAGGCAAAUCUUAUCAUACACAAUAUGAUUCACACUGGAGAGAAGCCAUAUGAAUGUUCUGAAUGUGACAAUGCUUUUAAAACCAAAAGAGAGCUUAUCAUGCAUCAGAGGGUUCACACUGGAGAGAAGAAAUAUAAUUGUUCUGAAUGUGACAAAGCUUUUGCACAGCAGAAAAACCUUAUCAUACACCAGAUUAUUCACACCGGAGAUAAGCCAUAUCAGUGUUUCAAAUGUAACAAAGCUUUUCAAGUUAAGCAAGAGCUUAUUCAACACCAGAUAAUUCACAUUGGAGAGAAGCUGUCUAAUCUUAUCAGCCACCAGAUGACUCACACUGGAGAGAAACUGUAUCAUUGUUCUGAAUGUGAUAAAGCUUUUGCAUCAAAGUCCAAUCUUAUCAGCCACAAAAUGACUCACACUGGAAAGAGGCCAUAUCUGUGUUCUGAAUGUGACAAAACUUUUGCAUGGAAGUCAAGCCUUUUCCUACACCAGAGGAUACACACUGGAGAGAAGCCGUAUCAGUGCUCUGAAUGCGAUAAAGCUUUUGCAUUAAAGUCAUAUCUUAUCACCCACCAGAUGACUCACACUGGAAAUAAGCCAUAUUAG